This is a messenger RNA of Zerene cesonia (dogface butterfly), 576 nucleotides long. Its product is annotated as thyrotroph embryonic factor-like. Gene Ontology annotation, molecular function: DNA-binding transcription factor activity. The record is from RefSeq and is a predicted model, not a curated record. The transcript has a single exon. Gene Ontology annotation, biological process: regulation of DNA-templated transcription. NCBI's taxonomy places the organism in Eukaryota, Metazoa, Arthropoda, Insecta, Lepidoptera, Pieridae. Bases 1 to 576 code for a protein of 191 amino acids.
AUGGCCCUUUGGACGCCCUACGCUGAGGAUACCGCCCUCGAUCUCUCCACCAAGUACAAAAGUGAAAGUGUACCCUAUUAUAACACGAGUUAUUAUCCGAUGUACGUGCCAGUGCCGGAGACAUCGCCGCUAUCCAGCUGUUCCAGCUUUGCGCCGAUACCUACGAGCCCGCCCUUACGUUCCGGGAUGAUCUCCCCCCCGGACUCCCCGGUGUCCGUGAACGAGAGGAAGCGACCGAGCUACAUGAUGGAUGUGGACUCGCUAUCGGACGAUCCUGACUUCCAGGCGUUCGAACGGGACGCGUUACGAGCUAUGGCGGAGAAAAACGGAGGCACUCUACUCGGAAACAACCCAAGAAUGCGCCGCGCCGUGCAGACCAGCCAGAACGCUGACGACUCAUACAGAAAGCAAAGGGAGAGGAACAACUAUGCGGCGAAACAGAGCCGAGAUAGAAGGAAGCUGCGCGAGAUCCAUUUGGCGCUAAAAGUGACAUAUCUGAAAAACGAAGUCGCUAAAUUGAAGAGUCAAUUGGCGUCGAGAGCGUGCAGUAGAUGUCAGCAACCUUGCAUUUGUUAG